Molecule: messenger RNA, 575 nt
Organism: Effrenium voratum
Lineage: Eukaryota; Dinophyceae; Suessiales; Symbiodiniaceae
Source: the annotation of a GenBank genome assembly
GAUCCAUUAAAGUCUCUCCUUCGUGGGGCGCGCGCCACGAGAAGGAGCAGGUUUUUCAGGAGCGGAGCUUGGGCAACAAGAAGCUGGAUGCCUACGGGUCGGGCCGACUGCUUCCUGCGGAGGAAGCCACAGUGGACAGGAACUUGCUCAAACAGCGCCGGCAGCAUCUCAUCAGGUUGCAGAAGGACCAGGACAGGCAGGCCGCUUUGCAGAACCAGGCGCCUGCAACACUGGAGGAGCUUGCGCAAGGGAAGGUGAUUUACUCUGAACUUGACCUUGGCCAAGAAGAUCUUGUCGUUGCGCGGCGCCUACGGGCCCGCGUGGAGGACACAUGCAAGGACGCCAAAGUCUGCAUUGUGCAGAAUGUGGCGAAGCUUUCGCUUCGAGCGUCCUGGGUCUUGGCGCUCGGGGGUGGCGCUGCUGUGUGCCCGCGAUUUUUUCGGAGCAACGGCCAAAAGGGCAAGAGCCUGUGCUUUCAAGGCCCUGCAAAGCCUUGGCGCGUGUGGCUGACCCCAGAGUUUGCCGAGGCAAAGCCUCACUUGGCGCAGCUGAUUCGGGCGCAUUGCGCGAAGAAG